This is a messenger RNA of Polychytrium aggregatum, 399 nucleotides long. RefSeq names its product velvet factor-domain-containing protein. The record is from RefSeq and is a predicted model, not a curated record. Lineage: Eukaryota; Fungi; Chytridiomycota; Chytridiomycetes; Polychytriales. The coding region runs from base 1 to 399 and encodes 132 amino acids. The transcript is spliced from 3 exons.
AUGCCUCCGCUCUUUGGGAACCUGGUUUCCCCAAGCCAGUUUGCACAGGGGCUUGACCACGCGACGGGCGUCUUUUUCAUCUUCAGCAACCUGUGCAUUCGAAUGGAAGGCUCGUUCCGGCUGCAAUUUACCCUGGUAGAUCUACAGCUACCAAAGGUGCUGGCUUCGGCCAUGUCGGACAUCUUUGUCUCGCACAGUUGGAGAACGUUUCCUGGCAUGACAAAGAUUACCCCCCUGACUCAGCAUUUUGUCGACCAGGGAGUGGUCAAGAUCGUUCGCAAGGCGCAAAUCCGGAAAGAGGAGGCAAUGAAACAGGAGCCGUACGAUGAGAUAGGCUCAUACGAAGGAGGAGCCCCCUACAGCUUCCACACUUAUGAAGAGGAUGACAAGAAGAUGUGA